UUUGCAUCAGGGAGCAAAAAGUCUUGGCCUGGCUCCGGCCCUGACUUAGGGUUCCCUUGACUGAUGUCCAGCCAUACCUUCAGGGUCCUGCAUUCCCAGCUCCUGUCCUUUUCAUUGCCUUAUUGGUUACUGCUCUCUCCUUUCUUUAGGAAAAUAACUGUAGGAGAAGAUCAUCAGAAUCCUCUCUAGCUUGACCUGAUCCUCCUGAAGACGCAGCAUCUCGGAGGGCAUCCUGGGGCGUCUCGCUGUGCUUUGCCUCUCACCACUGAGUAAAAAACAAGAGAUUUUUUCCCCCACUCCUAAGUCUACGGAAGGUCGAUGGAUGGGUAGAAGUGAGGAGUUGGGAUCGUCGCUAAGAAAAAUAAAAUGGCUACCGAGAAGGAGGUGGAAUUCUCAGCUCUGUGUCUUCGCAGGAUUAUUGUAGAGCCGGAGGUGAAGACGGAAAUCAAAAUGGAAGGCCAAGACCCGGAAACCGAGAGCGAAUUGCCGAGAACCAAAGAGUCCUGCCUGGUCUCCCUCCCAGCGGAGACGGUUCCUCGAGGAUCGCCACCAGCACCACUACGACGCAUUAAGCAGGAAGCCUCUGCGGGUCCUUCCUGGGAGGAUCAGUGGCCGGAGUUCCUACAGGUAUCUCAGUCUCCUCCUUUGGGACAGGAGGACCCGCUAUUACCAGAGAAUAUGUUAAGGGAAGAGGCAGAGAUUUCUCCGGACGUUUGUGAAGGAGCCGAGGCCGCCCGCCUGUGGAGGAGAGGAGAAAAUGGAAGUCGGCUGAGGCCAAGGAUCCAUAAAACAGCCCCAGAGAUUCAGGACCUAAACUUUGCAUGCGAGAAGGGUGACAGACGACCGAGAGAGGAUCAGGCCUUGGAUCUUCUCAGUUCGGAGCGCCAGCGCCGACGCUUCCGGCACUUUGGCUACCAGGAGGUGAACGGCCCCUGGGAGGCUUACUGUCAACUCCGGAAGUUUUGCCACCAGUGGCUGAUGCCAGAGAGGCAUACCAAAGAGGAUAUCCUGGAGCUGGUGAUCCUGGAGCAGUUUCUCUCCAUCCUGCCCCAGGAAAUGCUCUGUUGGAUCCAGGAGCGCGAUUCGGAGAGCUGCUUCCACGCCGUGGCCCUGGCCGAGCAUUUUCUUCUCAGGCAGCGUGAAGCGGAGAGACAGGAUCAGCAGGGUCCUGGUGGGCUUAUCUGA
Molecule: messenger RNA, 1185 nt
Organism: Pogona vitticeps (central bearded dragon)
Lineage: Eukaryota; Metazoa; Chordata; Lepidosauria; Squamata; Agamidae
Source: RefSeq, a predicted model, not a curated record